Prunus armeniaca (apricot) is the source of this 1239-nucleotide messenger RNA. The record is from the annotation of a GenBank genome assembly. Lineage: Eukaryota; Viridiplantae; Streptophyta; Magnoliopsida; Rosales; Rosaceae.
AUGCUUCACACUGCCCUCACUCAAAAUCCUCCGCUCCCUGAUUUCUCUGAACUUCGGGCUCGAAUUCUCUCCUUUGAUGCCCAACAAUCUCGUCCUGCUACUUCCACUGCGGCUACUGCUCUCUUCAAUCACAGUAAAGCCUCCUCUGCCCAUCGUGAUAACCGCUCCUUUCCCACCGGUGGUCAUCCCAACAAUAGCCGCUUUAUACGUGGCCGUCAUUCCCAGCAGCAAGCCACUCCACAAUCACAUGUUGCGUCUCCUUUUCCUAUGCAACAGCAACAUGUGCCUUCAUUUGGGCCUUUUGCUUCACUUGCUUGGGCUGCUCGUCCCCCACCAAAUGGUCUUCUUGGCCCAGCACCCCAAUGGUGUCCUAAUUGUCACUCAGGUCAACAUGGCCUUUCUCAAUGUCCACAUAGAUUUUCCGGCCCAAAUACUGCUGCUCCAUUUGCUGGAGUAUAUUAUGCUGCUGAUCCAAAUUGGUACCUAGACGGCCCUUGUAAAGAUGGUCUAUAUCCGCUCACUCUGUCCAGCGUCUCCACUCCUCCACAAGCCCUUGCUUCCGUUCACUCCUCCAUCUGGCACAAUCGUUUGGGUCAUCCGUCGUCAAAUGUCUUAGCACGUCUAGGUCCUACAAUCAAUUCCAAAUUGUCUUUUCGUUCUUUUUAUCGAGACUGUGCACUUAGCAAGUCUCACCAAUUACCUUUUAAUUCCAAUAAAGAGACUACUAGUACUCAUUUUCACAUUAUUCAUAGUGAUAGAUUUUCUUGCCCCUAUACACCACAACAAAAUGGCCUCGCCAAGCAUCGCCAUAUUGCCACAAUGACUCGGAGUCUCCUUCUCACUUCUGGUGCUUCACAUAAUCUUUGGGUCGAAGCUGUUUUAACCUCUGUUUAUCUUAUUAAUCUUCUUCCCACACCCAUUCUUAAUUGGGAUAAUCCACAUACUCGUCUUUAUGGCAGUCUGCCUUCCUAUUCCUCUCUUCGCGUUUUUUGUUGUUCUUGUUUUCCUCAUCUUGGGUCUUAUGUCUCUGAUAAACUUUCAAGUCGUAGCAUUGAGUGUGUCUUUCUCAAUUACAGUUCUCAACACAAAGGUUAUCGUUGUCUAGAUCCUACCACUAGUCGUGUCUAUAUCUCUAGGCAUGUUAUCUUUAACGAAACAAUUUUUCCUUACAAACAGUUGCACGCACAUUUAGUUCCAGAAGCUAGCUCAUUGGAGUUCACACUCUUGUCCAGCCCAUGA